This is a messenger RNA of Aplosporella prunicola CBS 121167, 1692 nucleotides long. RefSeq lists its product as uncharacterized. The record is from RefSeq and is a predicted model, not a curated record. The coding region runs from base 1 to 1692 and encodes 563 amino acids. The transcript is spliced from 4 exons. NCBI's taxonomy places the organism in Eukaryota, Fungi, Ascomycota, Dothideomycetes, Botryosphaeriales, Aplosporellaceae.
AUGGAGCAGCCAGCUUCUUUUACCACUGCAGUCGUUCCGCCUGGUCCGAGGAGGUUGCUUACUAAAAUCAUCGAUCACAAUGCGACCUUCUACCCUACAAAAGUUUACGCCGCCUUCCCACGAACCGAAUCAAUAGAGGAUGGAUUUCGGGAGCUCACGUACAAGGGUUUCUCAAAUGCAAUCAAUCGGGCAGCAUGGUGGCUUGACGAGACUUUGGGCGGAUCCGUAGACUUCGACACGGACUUGAGCACUUUCGCUUACUUCGGUCCAAGAGACAUUAGAUAUAGCAUUCUCGCAGUGGCGGCCAUCAAAACAGGCCGGAAGAUCUUGUUUCCGUCCAACGAGUGCUCUGAAGUAGGACUCCUUUCGCUCAUGGAUGACACAGGAUGCACAGACGUGAUACUUGGACCGGCCGAGAUGUCCAUGCCACUCAUUGAGCUGGCGCUCGCUCUAAGGCCAGACGUGCGUCGUUUCGUUGUGCCUGGGCUGGAAGAGUUGGUAGAUUGGGAAGAAGUACCGCAAUAUCCCUACGAUAAAACUUUCGAGGAUGCGGAGCAUGACCAGUUCAUGAUUCUGCACACCUCUUGCACAACGGAGAAGCCAAUACCAAUUUUGUAUUCAAAUGGACAAGUGGCGACCUUGGACGCUCAGAGGCAUAUGCCAGAGAAUGAAGGCUUGUUGUGGUGGCGGUUGCUCCCAGGCAAGCGUCUUCACUCGUCAAUGGAACUACAAAUUGCCCACGUAUUCUCGUGUCUACUACUUCCUGUGUACUUUGACGCGACAAUCGUUCUCGGGCCAGGGGAUCAACCCUUAACCGCAUCCAUGCUGGAGCAAAUCUACGACCUCGGUGCUGUCGACGGAGGACUAUAUUCGCCGUUCACCAUCGAAGCAGCCUGUCACUUUCCCAUAGCGUUGUCAAAGAUGAAGAAGCUCGACUUCGUCAUAUACACCGGGGGAACGCUCCCUCGCGCCGCCGCCAACGCCCUCACCAGCGACGGCACCACCAAGUUACACUGCAUGCUCGCCAACAAUAAGGUCGGCGUAUUGCCGAUCUAUUUGCAAAAGCCACGGGAAUGGUUCUGCUUCCGCUUCCAUCCUUGGCUCGGCUACGAGAUGAGACGGCGCAACCGUGAUAGGCGCUUCGAGCUCGUCAUCCAACGCACCCCCCAGCUUGCGGCCUUCCAGGGUGUAUUCUAUAUGAGCCCUAGGGCGAGGGUUUUCAGGUGCCAGGAAAUCUUCGACCCACAUCCCGAUCAACCAGUGCUCUGGCUCUACCUGGGCCCCGCUGAUGCUAUGAUCACUUUCGCGUACGGAGGAGAUCUUGACCCGCUGCCCAUGGAAGAAAUCAUCCGCCAGGACCCGCUGAUAAAUGCUGCUAUCAUUGGAGGCAAUGGAAGGCCCAGGCCGUUCCUGCUGCUUGAGUUGGCAGCGGACUUUGAAAGAGUGAAAGAGGUCGUCCUGGACAGAAUCUGGCCGGUAAUUGAUGCGGCAAACAGGAAAUGUCCCGAGUACAUAAAGCUGACGAGGCCGUUGGUUCUUUUCACUGAUCCGGGAGUACCACUUCGCAGAACUCUGCCAGGAACUGCUUACGUGGACCGAUACAGGAGCUUUGGGGAUUACCAAGAGGAUAUUGACGAGCUGUACGAUCGUUUCUUCAUGAAGCAGAUGGCGCUACCGCUGCGUACCAGAUAA